This is a messenger RNA of Diutina rugosa, 924 nucleotides long. Its product is annotated as glucose-induced degradation complex subunit. Bases 1 to 924 code for a protein of 307 amino acids. Lineage: Eukaryota; Fungi; Ascomycota; Pichiomycetes; Serinales; Debaryomycetaceae. Gene Ontology annotation, cellular component: cytoplasm; nucleus. Gene Ontology annotation, biological process: proteasome-mediated ubiquitin-dependent protein catabolic process. The transcript has a single exon. Gene Ontology annotation, molecular function: protein binding. The record is from RefSeq and is a predicted model, not a curated record.
AUGGCGGUGCCGAAACACAAGCUUGACCAGCUUAUCCUCAACUAUUUCAUCCAGGAAGGGUUUCAAGCAGCGGCGAUAGCCUUUGCUAACGAGAUUGGCGUCGCUAUUGACCCGCUGGACCCCCGCCGCCAGACCCCCCCUGUCGCCACCGCCACCGCCAUCACCCAGGGUUAUCUGACCAUUACUCAGAGGAAACAAAUCAAACGGCUUAUACUUCAAGGUCAUAUAACCGAAGCCAUCGCCACCAUAUCCCAGUAUUUCCCCCUGGUGCUCGAUGCUAACAACCUACUCCAUUUUAAGCUAUUGCGCCUAAAUCUCAUUGAAAUGAUUAGAACUCACAAACAGGGCGAAGACAACGGCAUUGACGACGAAAACCAUGACUUUCUUUCCGAAAUUUUGGCGUUUGUCCGCGAGCAUUUGAUCACCAAGGUGCUGCUGCUGUAUAAGUUGCUCCACGAGCUCGAGGUGACGAUGCUGCUCUUGUGUUUCCGCUACGACCCCCUGCUGGCCGGGGUGGCGUCGUUGCCCGUGGAGCUUCGCGGGUUGUUUGAUCUCUCAAUGAGAACUCAGUGCUACCGGUUAGUUAAUCGGGCUAUUCUUUCGUUAAGCGAAACCACUACCUAUCUGGGAGUUCCCUACCCAGUAUUGGAUACUCUGGGUGUGCUGAAAAUCGAUGGCGCUCGGUUAGAAGAAGAUAAUAUCGGGGAGAUUACCAUAUACUCUCCCGAUGACGAGGACCAGUCGUCGCUCGCUAACGAGAUCACUACUGAUGCCAAUGGCGAGGGAGAAGAACCCGAUGAAGUCGAUGCCACCGUGCUUGAACUGAAACUUGAACGAGUGGUUAAAUUGUGGGCAGUCACCGAACAACGCAUCGCCGAUCUAAAUAUUAAGGGGUUGACUAAACCCGCCCCCGUCCCCGCAUGA